This is a messenger RNA of Cyprinus carpio (common carp), 1951 nucleotides long. RefSeq names its product carbonic anhydrase-related protein. Lineage: Eukaryota; Metazoa; Chordata; Actinopteri; Cypriniformes; Cyprinidae. The record is from RefSeq and is a predicted model, not a curated record. Gene Ontology annotation, molecular function: zinc ion binding; carbonate dehydratase activity.
CAUCACUCCUGCAUUCCUGCCAAUGUGCACUAUGCUUCCCGUGGCCUGACUGUAAACCAGGCCAGACUGCUGAGCUGUUUCUAUGGUGCUACAUCAGAGGCUUAAGAGUCACUGCACGCAGCCAAUCAGAUGGCUUGUGGGGGAACCGUGUGGGCUGUAGUAGCUAAGAGAGUGAGUUUGUGAACUUACUUUUGUUUGGUACAGAGAGGAUAACUUUCCUAGAAGAGCACAGGAGAAGAAAACUCAUAAUUUUCAAUGGAAUGACGAAUGGUUUCUGUUGGCUGCAGUCUCAGAGUGGACAUUGAGUCUUUGAAGCUACUGAGUUAAGUCACUUCCACUUGUAUUGUUAUAGACCACUUUCUUCAUGUUUUAUGGGUGGGAAGUGAGCAAACGACGAGGAAGACUUCACCCUGAAAACAGGCUCAGUGAGAAGUAGUUUUUGGCAUCUGCUCAGGACAGAACGAAAGUUGUUCUGAAAGCUGUAGGAAAAGAAAAUUCAGUUGGCAUGGCAGAUAAUGUUAUUGAGGAGACCGAUAACUACCCUGGCAAAGAUGAGCUGGACUGGGGCUAUGAAGAAGGUGUUGAAUGGGGUCUUCUGUUUCCUGAGGCAAACGGAGAGUACCAGUCCCCCAUAAACCUUAACUCUAGGGAGGCCUGGUAUGACCAGCGGCUCCUGGAGGUGGGGCUUAACCCCAACUAUGUAGUUUGCAGGGACUGUGAAGUCAUUAACGACGGUCAUACUGUGAGGAUCAUGCUCAAGUCCAAAUCAGUUGUGACUGGGGGUCCGCUCCCUAGUGAUCAUGAGUAUGAACUGAGCGAGGUGCGUUUCCACUGGGGGAAAGAGAACCAGAGGGGAUCUGAACACACUGUCAACUUCAAGGCUUUUCCUAUGGAGCUUCAUCUAAUCCACUGGAACUCUACAUUAUUCAACGGCGUGGAGGAGGCCAUGGGCAAGAAAAAAGGCAUUCUUAUCAUCGCCCUGUUUGUGCAGGUUGGGAAGGAACAUCUUGGGCUGAAGGCCAUCACAGACGUCCUGCAGGACCUGCAGUAUAAGGGAAAGACAAAAAUAAUUCCAUGUUUUAACCCCAACACAUUACUGCCUGAUCCUCUCUUAAGAGAUUACUGGGUGUAUGAGGGCUCUUUAACCACACCACCCUGUAGUGAGAACGUCACCUGGAUUCUUUACCGUUACCCCCUUACCAUCUCUCAGAUGCAGAUUGAGGAGUUUCGCCGUCUCAGGUCCCAUAUUAAAGGAGCAGAGCUUCCAGAAGGCAAUGACGGGAUGCUGGGGGACAACUUCAGACCCACCCAGCCCCUGAGUGACAGGGUGGUCAGGGCAGCCUUCCAGUAAAACCCCCACUGCAGGAUCCAUUUUAAUCAGCCAUGGAGAUUAGAAUGUUGAAGAACUAGAGAUGAAAGCUCUACAAUGUCCUGGCUAAAGUGAAAGUUUGAAAGUUCAUCACUUCCUGUAGAGUUGCUUGGGCAUUGUUUUGUAGUUAACCGUCUUGAGUAUGGCCCUGAUGUGUGCAAAAGCUGCUUUUACUGUUCAUUUAAAAACACAGUUAUACUGGAUUUCAUGUAAACAAGUGGAAGCUAGUGAGCAUGAAGAGAAGCCUGGUGAUAAGCUUGUAAAAGAGAAGGAGUAUAUUAACGCUUGAUGAAUAUUGUUAGAAUACUGCAAUUACGAAGUUUAACAAUAUGUAGCAUGAUUGCAGUCCUAUAAAUGUGGCUUUACAGGAAUAUCAUACUACACAGUAUAAUACACAUGACUGACAUGUAAUGUAGGCAGACCAGUUUCAUACACUGUUUGAUUAUUUCUGAUAUUCUGAUACAUAAUUUGACAUGAUCAGAAUCAGUUUAGUCAUAUCAGAAGGUAUAUAUACAUAUGUCUGUACAUUGAAUGCUUUUAAAUAUUAGCACUAAAAUAAAUGAAUGCUGUUGAAUGAACUGA